Messenger RNA from Adineta steineri, 639 nucleotides. The record is from the annotation of a GenBank genome assembly. NCBI's taxonomy places the organism in Eukaryota, Metazoa, Rotifera, Eurotatoria, Adinetida, Adinetidae.
AUGGCUAAGAAACCACCAACAUUAUUUACAGAUGGCGGUUUAUGGAAUAAUGGAAGACCCGAACAUAAAACUGAAAUGACACGAGUAGAAAAAACAAUUGCUGAUGAAGCACGAGUCAAUAAUUUUCAAUUUUCUCAGCUCACAAGUGGCAUGUUACGUGGUGCAACAUUGUCUGCAAAACCUGAAGCAUCAUCAAUACAAUCGAGCGUACCAAUUAAAAAACGAGUAAAACCAAUUCGCCCAUCAAACACGUCCAAUCCUUCAGGAUUACGUACUUAUAAUGAUAUUGUUAAAUCUAAUGCAUAUGCUCAACCUGAUUAUUAUCCAGGACCUAUAAAAGGUCGUACUGAUUACGAAAAAGAUCGUCUAGGAAAUUUAAUGGCAUAUGGUAUUGAUCCAUCAAAAAUGCCCUAUGAACCAGCUGAACAUUUAUCAUCUUCACAUGAAAUUGACCGAUUUGAUGAAUUGGUGCUUGAAAUUGAAGAGAGAAAAGAAUUUCUUGAACAAAUGAUACUUCUGGGUAAACGAAAAGAAUAUCAAGAAAUUAUUUCUAAUGAAAUUGCUGAUAAAAUACGCGAAAUGGAACAAAUUGAUCGACAACGUUCAAAAGCACUAGAAAAACGCUUAAAUAAACGUUAG